This is a messenger RNA of Ahaetulla prasina, 7496 nucleotides long. RefSeq names its product retinol dehydrogenase 16-like. The record is from RefSeq and is a predicted model, not a curated record. The transcript has 4 exons. NCBI's taxonomy places the organism in Eukaryota, Metazoa, Chordata, Lepidosauria, Squamata, Colubridae. The coding region runs from base 384 to 1337 and encodes 317 amino acids.
AUCUGUCUAUCUCUAUCAUGAUUAUCUAUCAUCUACCUACCUACAUGUUUCAUUUGCCACCCAUCUCGUAUCCAACAACUCUGGGCAGCUUACAAUAUAGCAACACUGAAAACAUUAAAAUAAUUCAUUAUAAAAACACAGCAGAUAAAAAAGCAUUGAAAGAUAAUGACAUCCUCGUCAUCGUCCAGCUGUUCGGCUUGGGGUAGAGUGGGAACUCUUUAGCCACUGUGGUUUGUAAAACAUGGGUUAUAGUAUAGCUUGUGUGAAUCCAAGCAUGUGGUUUAUUCAAUAAACAAUUGUUUAUGGAUUAUUCUCUCCUCUAAUGAUAAUCUGACAUUUCCAGUAACGUUCUUCUCUUCCAGCCACAGAAGGAUUAGAAGACCAUGUGGUUUUAUGUGGUGGCCUUGCUGGGGUUCUAUUUCCUGUUCCGUUGGUACCGUGAAAAACAGAUUUUGCCAAACCUGACAGAGAAAUAUGUCUUCAUAACUGGCUGUGACUCUGGAUUUGGCAAUCUCCUGGCUCGGCAGUUGGAUGCGAAAGGCCUUCGGGUCUUGGCAGGUUGUCUGACCCAGCAGGGUGCAGAAAAGCUGAAAGAAGCCACUUCAGAACGGUUGCAGACCAACCUCAUAGACGUCAGCAGCACAGAAGAUUUGGACAAAGCAACGAAAUGGGUGAAAAGCCAAGUUGGAGACAAAGGACUUUGGGGAUUGGUAAACAAUGCCGGUGUUUCUAUCCCAACUGCCCCAAAUGAGUGGCUAACCAAGGAGGAUUUCAAGAAAAUCAUCGAUAUCAAUCUACUUGGGGUGAUUGACGUGACCUUACACAUGAUACCAUUGUUGAGAAAAGCCAAGGGACGUAUUGUCAACAUUGCCAGCAUAAUGGGCCGAUUAAGUCUUUUUGGUGGAGGCUACUGCCCUUCAAAAUAUGGUGUGGAAUCUUUCUCUGAUAGUCUCAGGCUUGAACUCUCCCCCUUUGGAGUGAAAGUCUGCAUAAUAGAGCCAGGUUACUUCCAAACUGCAGUCACCAAUGAUAAAAUCUUGCACCAGAAUUUCAGGAACCUCUGGGAGCGUCUUCCAGAAGAAAUCAAGGAAGCGUAUGGAGAGAGUUAUUAUAAGUCACUGAUGGAAGGAACCUCUAAACUGCAAGCCAACUGCAAUUCUAAACUUCAUCUGGUUACCAACUGCAUGGAACAUGCAUUGACUGCUGUGCAUCCUCGCUUCCGCUACUCAGCCGGUUGGGAUGCCAAACUCUUUUACCUCCCUGUAAGCUACUUGCCAACUAGGCUAGCAGAUCAGCUGUUUUUGUGGUCUUACCCUCAACCAAAAAAGAGCACUUAGGGUGGAGAGAUGUUAGUUUUCAAGAAGAAAGUUUGACACUGGUGGAUUGGGCUUGGAAAGCUCUUCUUUUUAGAACCUUUCAUUCUUGGGUGGGUUUUUAUAGGCUCUUUAUAUGAUACUGUUUCCAGAAUACUGUCUAUCCUAAAUUAUCUUUUAUUACAUCAGACCAGUUUCCUUGUUACAUAGUUAUUGUGGGUAUGGGUAUUCCCACCACCCACCAGUUCUAUCUUUUGUAGAAGUGAUACUUAUCUAGAUUUUGACUCUAAAAUAUUAUCAGGGCAAGAGCAUACAAAAUUUCCCUAAAUCAAAUAGGACCAUUGAUCUGUCCAACUUAGUAUGUAACCUUGGAUCUUUGAGAUCCUGAUAAACUGGUGGCGGGAAGGAUGUACCUCCAAAGGUCUGUCACUAAACUAUGGUUGGGAACCGCCAUCAUCUUCUUGUGCCAUAUCUCUCAUCGGACGUUGGCGAUCCUAUUUUUAUCAACAGCCACACGAAAAAGUGCUGUUGAGUUUUGUCCAAACCAGUCCCUUAGAUUUUGAAGCCCUGAUGUUCUUCUGCCUGGACCUCAUUUGCCUUCCAUCUUUCCUUGGAGGUUUAAAUGAAGUAUGCCAUGUUUUUCUGGGGGUCAUGUCCAAAAUAUUCUAACUUUCGCUUUUUGAUAGUUUUGGUGAUUUCCCUUGGCUUUCCCAGGCAGCUUAUCACCUCCUCGUUUCUGAUUUUGUCAACCCAAUUUAUACGUAACAGCUGCCUGGAAUUGCCAUAGCUGUGCAAUAAUAUGACAUAGAUCCUGUUGUUCAGGAUGGGUUCAAAGACUGCAGAAGAUUCCAGCCAGAUAAUCCCAACAAUUCUAUAGAUAUAUAGAUGGUCCUCCUGACUGCAUUCUAUUAAUUUGAGAAUUAAUCUACAAGGAAAACUUGCUCUGAAAGUACUAUUUCAGGCACCUUUAGGAAAUUCUCAUACUUCUGUACAUUUUUUACUCACUUAGUUUUCUACUACAGGGUUACUCCCAGACUCUCCAUCUGCCAGAGCCCUUGGGAAGGCCAUUACUAUUUGUUGUUUAGCCUAUUCGCAGCUUUUUCAGAGUUACUUUUUAAUGCCGAUCAUCAUAAAUCCUAACCAAAUUAAUCUUGUUGGAGCGAUUUCACAAUUUGCCUUUUGUCUAUACUGUUUAAAUCACAAUGUUAACAAUUUGUGUCUUAGCUUUGUUUUUAAAUGAUUAAAAAAAACAGCAUAGUAACUUCAUAGUAACCUCACAGUAACACCAUAGUAACCUCAUCGUGGAAUAAAACAGAAUCAUUAAGUUGAUGUUAAGUUGACCUUUCUUCCUUUGAAAGUGAAGCAAUCUGAAAACUUAAAGAAUUAUAAUGAUCCAGGAAAAAAAGGGAGGGGAGGAAAAUACAGAGCUGGUUUUUAAGCCAUGCUGGUAGUAGAGCAGUGGUCACCAACUGGUGGUCCGUGGACCACUGGUGCUCCAUGAGAAAAUUUUGGUGGUCCACAGAAAAAUUAUUUGCAUUUUUUAUAUUGCACUAAAUCAGGGGGCCUCAAACUACAGCCCCUGGGACAGAUACAUGCAAUGAACAUUUGUAUUGCUGCAGAGAGUCUCCCCCUUUGGGGUCUUUUUGUGUGUGUAAGAGGGGGGCAGAAAUUCCAACUUGGGGUCUGCUUCAGCCUCCUGGUGCAAGGCUUUGGGCGAAGGCUGGAGGGAAGUGCCGCUGGUGGCAAAGAGCCAGAGGACCUUGUUCCAGUGGGACUGCAUCAUGGCCUGGAACUGGUUGACAAUGUCAGCCCAUUGAGCCUCCAGGCACCUGUACCUGGCCUUGCACUCCCGCUGGUCUUCCCUCUGCUUAGAAAGCUUAGGCUCGUAGUCCUCAGUGAGGUGCUUCUGCUGAGCCUCCUUCUCAGUUAGAUCUAAUUUGAACUCAACCAGUUGUUUUGCCAACCCUUUCUCAUGGUGGCUGCUUAGCUUCAACAACUGUUUCCUGUUGGGGCCCUACGGAGCCUGGGCGGGCAGGCAAGGAGGGGCUAGGAGGGGAGGGGUGAGUAGAGGCCGGCGAGGUGCGCAUUUAAAUGCAACCAUAGGUUUUAGCAAAAUUUGUAUAAAAUUAUAGCAAUGUUUCAAGGUUGGCAAUAAAAUUUGUGUAUUUGGAAAUCUAAAAGCAUGUGAUAAAAUCUCACACUAAAGAAUCCAACAAUCCUUAGAAAUAUUUGUACAUGCAGGAUAAGGAAGCAGCAUAAUAAUUAAAGCAAAAACAAAUAACACAAAUGAGGCAAUUAUGUUCUGAAAGAACUGCAGAAGCUGAGCCUUCUUCAAUUAUCUUACAGAACUUGUGAAAUCAAUUGAGGGUUGUGGAAAAGCAGUUUGACUGCAGUCUCAGGCAGUAGGAACAAUGGUGAAAAAUGUUGAGAACUGCAGUUUAGAAAUAUCUGGAAAGCUAAUAUAGGUAGUCCUUGACUUAGCAACCAUUUGAAGUUACAACUAAUCUGAAAAGGGGGGGGACUUACGAUGCAGAUCUGAAGUUCUGAAUGUCGCCACCCCUUUGUGGUUAUGUGAUCUGACUUUGGGCGUUCAGCAACAGGGCCACAUUUAGAGCUGUUUGGAAUGUCCCACAGUGAUGUGACUUCAUUUCCAGCAAAACUGCACCACAAUGGGUAUGCACUUAGGACCACUGUGUUCACACAAUGACCACCCCCCAAAAAAAUAGCAAAAUCAGAUCGGUAAUGUUUUACAACCAUUACACUUUACAAUCAUGAUGGGCAGACUCCAUUACAGUUGUAUCUCAAGGACUACCUGUAAUCCCCAUCCUUUUGAUAAAACCUCCUUUGUCAAUUCUAAUCCCUGGUUUGUGUGCCCGGAUGGAGAAGGGAAGCUAGAGCAUUCAGUUCCUGAAGAGACCAUAAGUUGCCAAAGACAUCGGUAUUUUUUAUCAUUUUCUUUUAUUCUUAGUUUGUUAAAAAUGUAAGUCAUUGUGAAUGGAUAAAAUGAAUAAAACUCUGGAUUUCCUUAUGCCUCACUUUUUUUUUAAAGUUAAUCGGAAUGUUGCAAGAAUGCUGGAUGUGCUGUCAUAAAGUGGCCAUCACUAAUAUUGGCUAUCAAAACAGACAAAGACAUUAGAAAACAAAAUGAUGCCAGAUUAGAUGCAGCUUGUUUCUGCCAUGGUUUUAGCCGUCCAUCCAGAGGGUGAAAUCCUAUCAGUUCGGGAUUAUGGGCAUCAAUUCGCCGAACCGGUAGUAAUUACCUCUCCUUGGCCCCACCCACGCCCGCCUGGUUGCCAAUCACCUCUUCCGGCCGCUCGAUAUUCCACAGAAUUCAAUGUUAAAUGCAGCAGAGAGAAUGCUAACUUCAGAACAGAGCUGCUGCAACCUGUCCCUUUUAGGGUACUCCCCGGGAGGGAGGGAGACGGGGGGAUGGGGAGCAGCUGUAAUAGGGCCGUAAUAGCUCAGGCUGUUAGAAGCCUGUUAUUAGAACACAAUAGCCUGCAAUUACUGCAGGUUCAAGCCCGGCCCGAGGUUGACUCAGCCUUCCAUCCUUUAUAAGGUAGGUAAAAUGACCCAGAUUGUUGGGGGGGCAAUAAGUUGACUUUGUAAAUAUACAAAUAGAAUGAGACUAUUGCCUUAUACACUGUAAGCCACCCUGAGUCUUCGGAGAAGGGCGGGAUAUAAAUGUAAAUUAAAAAAAAAAGCUGGAAUGGAGCCAUUUUUGUGAAAGGCAGGAAAAUUUUUAAGAAGAUGUUGGAUAACCAUUUGUCUGAAGUGGUGUAGGGUUUCCUGCCUGGGCAGGAGGUUGGACUAGAAGACUCCAAGGUCCCUUCCAACUCUCUUACUAUUAUUAUAAGAAGGCUCCACAUCCAUUUGUACUACUCAGGUGAGUACAAAGAUAAACCUCCAAGUGACCUCAAUGACUCUCUAAAAAGAAUGCAAAUGACCAGCUGUCCAGAAGGAAUAUAAAUCCUUCCAUUCCCCAUCAUCCAGUCAGAGCUGAAGAAGCUUCUUGGAUGAGAAGCGAAAUGUCUUCCAAAAAAACAACAACAACCAAGAAAGUCCAGUUGCCUCCUGAAAAAGCAUUUUUGGGACAACCAUGACCUAGUGACUGAGACUCUUCAUAGACCUGUCCUCUUUUGGCAUUUAUGACACAUAUGCCUUGGGAUUUAGGGAAACUUCGAAUCAUGUUGAACUAUUUGUGGCCUUACAGAAAAUAUCCUGUUCUUCCCAAGAUACUGACCCCCAGGUAUGCUGGAAUGCAAAUAGAAUGAAGGUUUGAAGCACAUGAUCACAAUCUGGGACCUUUCCAGCCAGCUUCUGCCAAGCGAAGUCAGUAGGAGAAGUUCAAUUCACUUGACAAGCGCAGUAAAAAUUAUAACACUGAGACCAAUCAGAUGACGGCUUGCUUAAUAGCUGUAUCCCUCAGUGACCAAAAUUCCAACUGUAGUUGUUAGUCAAGGACUACCUGUACAUCUAUAAUCCCUUGGCCCGUUCAGUCACAAUGAGAUUGUGGGCUAUGUAUAGAAAAUGCUAGAUCGUGUUGGCUAACCUUGGUGCACACGCACAUGAGCGCCAGAAACCGGAAGCUCAAAUUUCUGGUUUCCGGUGUGCACAUGCACGCUGGUCACCUGGUCUUGCAGUUUCUGGCAUGCAUACAUGCGUGAAGACCAGCUGGCCAGUGCGCAUGCAUGUACAGAAACUGGAAGAGCAACGGGUGAUGCCUGGCGUGCCUGGAGAGAUGGUUCUCCAUGUCACUUCUGACACAUGUGCCAUAGGUUCGCCAUCACUGUGCCAGAUGGUGGAAGACUGACAAAAGUACAUGUAAGAGAUCCAUUUAGCAAUUUCAACUCUUAAUAGUUACUGGAUACAGCCUAGUUGCACAGUAAAGAAUGGAAUGGGAAUGGGAAUAGAAUAGAAAAUAGAGUAGAGUAGAGUAGGAGAGGAGAGGAGAGGGGAAGGGAAGGGAAGGGAAGAGUUGGAAGGGACCUUGGAGGUCUUCUAGUCCAAUCCCAUCCUCAGGCAGGAAACCCUAUACCAGUUCAGACAAAUGGUUGUCCAACCUCUUAAAAACAUCCAGUGUUGGCUCAUUGACAACUUCUAGAGGCAAGUUGUUCCAACGCAAUGAACAGGAAUAAGCACGCAGAGAAUGGAGAAUCCCAUUGUUUGCAAGCCUUCUCACUGAUGACUGCUGUUUAACUAUUAAACUAAAGUUGUUCUCAUGGACAUAUCAGAAAAGAUCAGAAGGCCUGUCUGCCUGAUCUGUUAAAUUAGAAGACCUGUAACAAACUAUUAAUUUUAGAAAAUAUUACUUCAGAGAAAAAGUAGUGGAAGCUUGGAACCACCUUCCAGUGUUGGUUAGAAAUUAUUGAUGGGUUAUCAAUAACUGUGUUUAAAUAUGCUUGAGAUAAACAUGUGUCCAACUUUCGAAUAAUAAAAAAAAGCCCUCAAAGGCCAGACUUGAUGGACCACUAGGUCUUUUUCUGCCAUCAGUUUUCCGUUUCUAUGUUAAAGAAUGGUCCAGUUCUAAAGCAUUAUUACCCUCAAGACAUCAGCUGGUUAUAGUGGUAACUUUGCACCCUUUGCUCAAUCCUAAAUUUGCCUGUCCUCUGUUUCCCAUGGCACCCUUUUCUGCAAACUGGUCUGAGGCAAUCAAACAGUCCAGGGCCCCCCUGGAGAUUCCCUUCAUUUUCCAGAGCAGGUUAUUAAUCUUGAGAUAACACUCUGAUGGAACAAAUCAGUUUAGGGAUCAAUGUAACCUGCUUGCUGUGGCAUAAAGAUGCCUUAGUAAAAAAAAAAUUAUCAUUUCCAGGUUGAACCUCUCCUAACGCCAUCACUCUGCUAAACAAAUAAUUCCCUCAACACUGUCAAACUAUUUACUAAAUCUGCACUAUUAAUCUUCUCAUUGUUCCCAUCACCCAUCUCCUUCCACUUAUGACUGUAUGACUGUAAUUUUGUUGUUGGCAUCCUUAUGAUUUAUAUUGAUAUUGAUUGUUUCCUGAUUGCUUAUUGUACCCUAUGACUAUCAUUAAGUGUUGUAUCAUUAAGUGUUCAAUUUGUACCCUAUGACCAUCAUUAAGUGUUGUAAGUGUUGUACUUUGAUGAAGUUAUUUUUUCUUUAUGUACACUGAGACCAUAUGCACCAAGACAAAUUCCUUGUGUAUCCAAUCACACUUGCCCAAU